UUCAAGGGUCGUUGUCGGCGCAGAUUGUGCUAGACUUGCUAGGAGACUCAAGAUGGAGAAUCUAGAAGUAGUAGUACUUGCAGGCAGCUCAGCCAUUACUGGGAUUAUUGGCUACUACUUAUGGAAGGAAGCAAAGUAUCUCGGCCAUGUCAAGGAUGCACCUCGUCUUACCAUAGAUCGUAACUUCAAAGCCAUCGUUGAUGAAGCCCCAAAGCACACAAUACCGUACGCAGUCGUUGAGGGCAGUGUUGCCGCACUAGGUACACCACUCAAGAGUGAAAACGCAUCAGGUCUUCUUGGGGUGAUUCAGACAUUAAUCUGUAGAGAACAUAAAACUUACUGGAGUGGUAGCACUCGGUUGUGGCAUGACACCACACGGCUGAUCAGAAACAUAUCCCACACGGUGCCAUUUGAACUACGGGGCAACAAGGCAAGUGUAAAGGUCGAUGACCCCCUCUCAGCCGUCGGACUUGAAAUUCCCAUCGUCCACGACUCCUUUGAGCCCUCCUCUACAUCUCUGGGUGAACACAUUGUCAGCUGGGCCAGCGGGGAAAAAACAAAAGGCUUCCAAACAAUGGAGAGAAUGCUCUCGGAGGGGACGGUUCUUACGGGUGUCGGAAUGAUCUCAACAUCAACUGGUACCUUGAUGCUUGGUCCCCCUGCUACCUCGGAUAGACUCUACAUCCUAGGAAGGACUGGCUUUAGCGGUGUUGUAAGAGACUUACAGUCCAAGUUGAACCAGCUCAGGUUUAUGCUGUAUGUUAGCGGGUCUAUCACGGCGUUGCUGUCUGCCUUGUGGGCGUACAGGUGGUACAAGCAGUACUGCGAGAAGGUUGCUCACGAAAUGCAAGUGGAGAGAGUGCUUCAGAACCGGGCCCAGGACGAUAACGAAGGGACCAAUAUCGAUCAAGAGAUCAAUGAAGACAACACGUGCACGAUUUGUCUAACCAAUCGGAGGGAUGUGGUGCUGCUGGAAUGCGGGCACAUCUGCACGUGUGCGCGGUGUGCGAGAUUACUACAACCUCCACAGUGCCCAAUAUGUAGGCAACGUGUCAAACGUGUUGUACCACUUUUUAAUGCGUAGCAUUCUUAGAAACAAUUGUGUGAACAAAAAUCAGUUUUAAAAAUCGAUUUGGUUGUAAUUAGACGAUAGGAAAAAGUUGUGGGUGUAAAAGACAUCAUUGGAUACCGGUAUACCAUUUUAUCAUGUCUGUUAUAAAGGCAAAGUAUAUUGGUUUUUUGAACCGCGUUGGAUUGUUUUAAUCAAAUGUAUAAAAUCAAACUAACAUGUGCAAAUUUCAUUUCAAAAGGUGGACACGCUUUUGAAAUAUUGCUGAAAUUCAGAAAUUCAGAAAUUCAGUCCAUGCAGGAAGGUUAAUCCGUAAACGGAAUACACUAUCUGAGCAUGGAGCAAUAAACUAGUUUAUUGCUCCAUGAUCUGAGUAACUUUACUCCCAGUACGCUUCUAAGAUUCAAACUUUUUGGGCAUAAAAACGGAUAUCUUUUUACAUAACCGCAUAACUUUGAAGUGAAUGUUUUCUCAAAAUGCUUUAAACCACCGUAAGCUGCAGUAGGCUUCUAACCCCAAAAUUGUAAUGCCAUUUAUUAAGAGUGAUUACCAAAUGUAUACCUUCACUUAACAAUGUUUUUAAAGCAAAAAAUUGUGAAUUUGCAGCAACACCAAAACAAUAAGAAUUUUUACUGUAGGAUGUAAUGGUUUUGAUUAAUAUACAUGCUUUAACCAUGUUAUAUGAAACAUUAUCAUGUUAACAAAAUAGCGACCGAGCCUGGACUUAAUGAAGUCAUGAUUUGUACACGGCCCAGUGGAAGAAAACCAUAAUAAAUCUUGUAUUUUAUAGAGAUUGCACCGUCUGGUAUUUAGCAACUUUUGGUUGAAGAAAGGGUGCACAAUCUCAAAAUUUCUUCUUUUUCUAUUUAAUUAUUAAAGGCAGUGGACACUAUUGGUAAUUACUCAAAAUAAUGAUUAGCAU
This is a messenger RNA of Asterias rubens (European starfish), 1991 nucleotides long. Its product is annotated as mitochondrial ubiquitin ligase activator of nfkb 1-A-like. Gene Ontology annotation, biological process: protein ubiquitination; organelle organization. Gene Ontology annotation, molecular function: ubiquitin-protein transferase activity. Bases 53 to 1084 code for a protein of 343 amino acids. Lineage: Eukaryota; Metazoa; Echinodermata; Asteroidea; Forcipulatida; Asteriidae. The transcript has 4 exons. The record is from RefSeq and is a predicted model, not a curated record.